Diplodia corticola is the source of this 1230-nucleotide messenger RNA. RefSeq lists its product as uncharacterized. NCBI's taxonomy places the organism in Eukaryota, Fungi, Ascomycota, Dothideomycetes, Botryosphaeriales, Botryosphaeriaceae. The transcript is spliced from 2 exons. The record is from RefSeq and is a predicted model, not a curated record. The coding region runs from base 1 to 1230 and encodes 409 amino acids.
AUGGCUGAGCUCGACCCCCAAUCAGGCUCUCAGGAUCCUGUGGACCCCGCGCAGGCCCAGGGCGCGCAGAUACCGCUCCCGGCCUUCGCCAUUCCCGAAUUCCCGCCCGAGGCGCAGGAGCUCAAAGCCCUGACGCUGACGUCGGACAUUAAAAUCGACGAGUAUCCCAAGCAACUGGAGAGCUUCGCGCCCAUUCCAAAGCUGCCGCAAGGUGUCCAGAGCCUGACACUGGAACUCUUCUCGCUGGGCUACCCGGCAGGCUUCCUGUCGGCGCUGGCGGAUGCGCUCCCACAAGUGCGCAGCUUUGACGCCUACAGCCAGCUGCUAUGCGGCAUCACCGCCGAGGCACAGGAGGAUGCCGUUGCCUUCUUCGACAAGCUACACGAACUGCGCGCCAUCCAGCUGCUCGACGUCUUCGCGCGCCCCAAAUUCUUCCAGACUGUCGGCGAGAAGCUGACGGCGCGGACCCCAGACCAGCGGCUCAUGUUCCUGCAGUUCAACUACACCUUCCGCCACGAGGAUGAGGACUUCCUCCGCCGCAUACCCGCGGAGGAGCUACCGGCGUUUGUCAAUCCGAGCCUCGUCAUGUGCAGCUUCAACGUCGCCGCGCCCGACAACACGGACGACCCAGAGGAUCCGACAAACGUGAACGAGGAGGGCGAGAUGCAGCAGAAGCCCGAGGGCGUCAUGGCCUUCCACAAGAGCCACGCGAACCACCUCGUCUACACGCUGACGGACGAGAAGACAGCCCCGACCGGGCUGCGCGCGCUGAACACGACGCUGUACACUUUCACCGUCGACGAUCUGGAGACUGUUCUCCAGAAGCAUACCGGUUUGCUGAUGAUCAGCGUGACGCUGGAGAUCGAGCCCACCGAGAUGUGCAAAAAUCGCUUGCUGGAAGCGCUCAGGCAUUGCCCAGAGAUGGAGCGCGUCGAGAUCGUGGGUAAUCCGACGCUGGAGUUCUCAAUGGCCGUGAUGAACCCUCGCCGCAAAGCCCUGGACCACACCUUCCCGUCGGCGGACGACAUGCGCAAAUUGGAGGAGAGCUGCCCGAAGCUGACGAACUUCUCGGCAACCAUUCUGCGGACGACUUCGAGCGGUCAUGUGGAAUGGUCGAAGGAGGGCGGGUCGUGGCAGGGCGGCAUCACCACGCCGGCAGUGCCCGACGAUGGGACCGCGGAUAUGCCACCGGCGCUGGUGGCAACGUUGCAGCAGCAGACUACUGUAUGA